GUUUCAGAAACACUGGCAAAACCCUUGUUCUGAACAUUUUCAAGUGGCAAAUUGAUGCAAAGAAAUGUUUAACUGCAAGACAAAAGGUAGGCACUCCUCCUAGAAGGAACUACAAUACCUGAAGGCUGCAUUAUCAUAAAUAGCUAAAUUCUGGGAAAAGAUCAAAGGUGGAUGCUGAACUUUUUCUAUUGGUAAAGUGAUAGCUUGCAAGACCUUACGUCAGCUGCAAUGCUAUGGUGAGAGCUGACAAUAUUUCCAUUUAUUCUUCAGCUUGGCUGGAGAAACAGCCCCUGAUUUCUGAGUCACUGCUCACAUCCUGCCCUGCUCCAGGACUUCCUCAUUCACUGCAGGAGCUCCUUGCAGCAGCACGUUUGGAUCUCAGCACAUGCAGAGGGGACACAGGGAGAUUCCACAGAGUGGCACACUGACAGAAGUGACUGAACAGGGAGUCUCAGUUUAGUGAAAUUCAGAGGACAAACACUAGGCUGAAAACAGUCAAAUCACACUUGCUGCCUCAGAAUGUCACCUGAGCAAGAGCAAAGGCUGGAGCCAUUCAGCAUCCAGGCAGAAAGGGAGCUCCAGCCUUCCCUCCCUCUCAGGACAAAGCAACUGCCUCCUAUGGAAGCUGAGCAUCCCUGAACAGCCACCAAAGGGGACAGUCCAGGUGCUGGGAUAUGUCCAUGACUGAGCUGUGGUUCAACAGAGACACAAGUAGCAGCUGAAGUGUCUGGUGAAGCUCCUGACAGGGACAGAUUCCCGAGGGCUGGGAGGCAAAAAAAUGAAAUGGGAGACUGCUCUCUGGAUGGUUGCCUGCUCACUGCUUGCUUCUCUGCCCAGAGGUCAGCUGGAUGCCACAUGCCAUGCAUUUGUUGGAGAAACUGUGGUUCUGCCUUGCACCACCACCCCUCCUGGAGAGCUGGCCCUGUCCAAGUCCAUGCUCUACUGGCAGAUUGGCACCACGCAGCUGGUGCACUUCUUUCAGAACGGGCAGGAUUCACUGCAGGGCCAGGAUGAAAAGUUCCACAACAGAACCAGCCUUUUUCUGGACCAGAUGAAGCACGGCAACUUUUCCUUAAAGAUCUCCAAUGUCCAGUUAUGGGAUGAUGCUGAAUAUUCCUGCAUCUACAGACACACUGAGAGCCACCAAACAAAGAAAUCUACAAUUAAACUCAAUGUAUUAGCUCCACCUAGGAUUGAGGAGCCACCUUCCCCUUCUGAGCAGAAUCAGAUUCCCUCCGGAAGCCCCGUGGAUGUGCCACGUCUGGCUGUGCUUCCCCUCUCUUUGCUCCUCCUGGUCCCCCUGGGGCUUUGGCACUUGUAACAGGGGAAGCCACCCUUGUCUUUGGGAAAUUCUCCUCACCAGAGGACCCUUCUGGGCAGGACAGGUCUGUGGGGUCAGUGUGACACCUGCUCCAGAGCACCAAGAGCUGAGAACAGACCAAGCAUUAGGCGUUCACCUCCCACAUUCUGGUGUUCCACAAAACCAAGGGCAGCAAAACUCUGAGGUGGCAAGUCUGCUUCUGCAUUUGUUUCUUGGAGUCCAGUUUUAGUGCUGCCAGGAUAUACAAUUUAUUUUGGAUUGUGUGGGUUUGCUUUAAUGACAGGACAAAAGGCUCACAAAACUCCAGGAUCAGAUUACAGCUGGUCCUAGUGAAAUCUUGUGCCUUUCAUCUGCUGUCCUUCAAGACAACUGAAGGGAGGAGUGGGGGUAACUACUCUCUGUGUCAGACAAAAACUGGAAGUAGGAAGACACUCCCAUUUUGUGAAAUGGAAGGAUGGAAACCAAGUGAAACUUGAUUCUGUGGAACUUCAGCUUCUGUUUUCACUUCUAAGCGUCAUAGGCUAUGAGUAAGAACCCUUUUUUUCCACAAAAAUGUAGUAUUUCUUCAGCAUAAGGAUGAAGCUGACUGAGAAAGAGGGUAGAAGUUCAUAACAUAUCCACUUAGAGGAAGGAAGUGAUGUAUUACUAUAAAAUCCACAGCUAAAAAAUUCAGAAGGCUGAAUUCAGUAUUAUGUUUUUCUGUCAUGAAAUGUGGCAAAGCUGGAUUCUUAAGCUGGAACUGUGCAAUAAGAACUCGUUACUGUGACAAUGUUACUUCUUUAAAAACAGUACCUUUGGAGAGGAAAAAAUAUAUUUAAAAACUCAUCAGAAUAAUUGUAACUGAUACCUAUACAAACAAAAUGGGUUUAUUUCUAGAAAUGUAUAAUUCAGAUAGCAGAGGUCUCCCGUGCAAAACUUGGGUCCAAAGGAUCCUGCAUACAAACAACGUCGAGGAAGCGCAGAAGGUUUUUUCAGGCCAGAAAUGCAACAGCCCUGUUUCACAACCAAGAAGCAUCCAGAGAACAGAGCUGGAGACCAGCAGUGACUGAACAGGCUGAGCCCUCGGGCAGGGGGAGUGACUCACAGGGAUGCACUCAGUCACUUGGAUUUGGAACAGUUGCACCUUUUUUUUUUUCCAAUGGAGAGACAAGAUUGUUUUUGCAAGGAAGGGACAGAAUAAAUCAGAGCUGAAAAUGGAUGUAGAGGAGACAGUUACCUUUGAAUUUAUUAACUAAAGGCCCUUUCCUCAUGGUGGGGAAGAGAAACAAAAUCCCACACAUGGCCUGUGCUGGUGCUGCAGUGAAGCUCAGCUGAUAUUUGGCUACCCUGAGUACACAGCAGCUCAGUGGAACAGCUGGGGUCCAACUGGACAGAGAGAUUUGAUUGUAAGAAUUGUACACACUGCGACUUUUUGUGUCCCAUCCUCCAAAUGUUUGUCUCAGAAUUUGUGUAUUUUUCAAGACACCUGAAAUAAACCUGAAAUAAAAACAAAAAUCCUGAUGAGAGCAAUUA
Passer domesticus (house sparrow) is the source of this 2833-nucleotide messenger RNA. Its product is annotated as V-set domain containing T-cell activation inhibitor 1-like. Gene Ontology annotation, molecular function: signaling receptor binding. The record is from RefSeq and is a predicted model, not a curated record. Lineage: Eukaryota; Metazoa; Chordata; Aves; Passeriformes; Passeridae. The transcript is spliced from 8 exons. Gene Ontology annotation, biological process: T cell receptor signaling pathway; regulation of cytokine production. The coding region runs from base 779 to 1321 and encodes 180 amino acids. Gene Ontology annotation, cellular component: external side of plasma membrane.